CCCGAGGCCGCACUUCCGGUCGCCGCUCGGCGCUGGGGCUUCCUCCCCGGGCGGGGCCGGGGCCGCUGGAACUGUCACCAGAACCGGGCGGCGGGGACUAGAAGUAACGAGGGACGGAGCUCUGUGGUUCAGGGCCCCCCGGUGCAGCCUGGACGGAGGGGCUGGGAGGCAGCGGCCGGUGUGGACAGCGCAGGGAGCCCGAGGAGGACACCGGGUCUUGUUAAUGCACUUGGUCAUUGGAGGCGGGCACGGGCACGGAAAUUGGUAAAUGUGUUAGGAAACACUGACCGUAAACGGGGCCGCCUAGUAACAAUCGUGACUCGGUAUUUGCAGGGACGUUCCCAUAAAGGGACCGGGUGGGGAUAUCCAAGCGUUGCAUUUCACCUCCUAUUCGUGCGCUGUGCAAAGUCCUGUGCGCUCGCCAGGCCUCAGAAUGCUCCCAAGGGAGCUCUGCCUUUUAUCCCAAGGUUCCCGACAAGGAAACCGAGGAGGCCGAGGGCGGUGAAGCAAUGCGCCCCGGGCGGACAGCAGUGAGGAGCGACCCGGGCGGGCUGGCUCUCACCGGCUCUCACCGGCUCUCACCGACGGUCUUCCCUACAAACGGCAUCUCAGCCCUGAAACAGCCCGAAGCGCAGCGCUGAGCCAGGAUCCAGGCCUGACAUCCCUGGGUCCUGACCUUGUGAUUUCCAGUAGCUACAGCCCUUGCCUCCUUCCCAUUCCAGUACGUGCUGUCUGUCUUGAAAUUUACCUGCCCUACGUUGUUCCAAGGAUCUGAUGUUUUGGCGUGGCUUCCUGCUUCGGUGCUGUUUGUGGGCAUAAUCUACGCCGGUUCCAGAGCAUUAUCCAGACUGGCCAUUCCUGUGUUUCUCACUUUGCACAAUGCAGCUGAAGUCAUCGUCUGUGGGCACCGGAUGUGUUUUCGGAAAGAGGGAAUUUAUAGCACCGCUGAGAAUCAGAGCUGGAUUAAUGGGAGGAAAUUAAAGAGACGGCUGAACCGGGAGUGGGACACAUGCUUCAAUCCUUUAUCACAGUUACACCGGCCUCUCCCUCCCGUGAAAACGCCUCCUGCCAAGAUCUGUAGCGCCCUCCUGCUCCUGGCCGCUGCGGGGAGCCUCCCCUUCAAUGACGCCCAGUUUGAUCCAGAUGGGUACUUCUGGGCUGUAAUUCACUUACUCAGUGUAGGGGCCUAUAAGAGUCUCCGGACGUCCCUGAAGCCCAGGGCGCUGAGUGACAUCGACCAGCAGUACCUAAACUAUAUAUUCAGCGUGGCGCUCCUGGCAGCUGCAGCACAUCCCACAGGUGACCUCCUCCGUGCCCUGGACUUCCCCUUCUUGUAUGUCUACAGAUUCCACGGCAGCUGCUGCGCCAGUGGCCUUUUGGGGUUCCUCGUCACGCUCAGCGCCGUGAAGCUGAAGAGCCUGGUGGCCCCUGGGCAGUGUGCGGCCUGGCUGCUCCUGGCUCAGGUGCAGUUAAUCGGUACAAGCAGGCCGGCCGUCUACCUCGGAGCAGGCGAGGUUUUUCCAAAGGGAAAGGAACUCACAGGGCAAAAGGCGAGUCCCCGGCUGUGACCUGCAGGCGCGAGGAGGCGUCCGCUCCUGGCUUAUUCUCUGACUUCCUGUUGAGAUGGCAAACGGGCGACAGUGACUCAGUAAACGCACGUUCCUCCUGACCAUGGGCUGCAGCCCUGAGAGGCCUCGGUGACAGCGUACGUCCCUCCGUGAGAGGGCGCCCAGCACAACCUCCUGCUGCUGCUUUUUUUAAUGCUUUUAUUGAUUU
Molecule: messenger RNA, 1776 nt
Organism: Myotis davidii
Lineage: Eukaryota; Metazoa; Chordata; Mammalia; Chiroptera; Vespertilionidae
Gene: SLC35D4
Product: transmembrane protein 241
Exons: 14
Coding region: 912-1568 (218 amino acids)
Source: RefSeq, a predicted model, not a curated record